AUGUCUCGGGUGGUCCACGAGUUCCCCGACCCCGACCUGAGGGUGCUGUUUGACGAUUACCAGCGUCAGGCCCCCGCCCAUUUCUAUCGUCCUGAUGACGACGCCAUUCUUUUUGACCACUUUCCCGAUGUAACGGUGGCGCUUUCACCUACCUUAAACAGUCAAAGUGAAGCUAACCGAUCACUACAGAGUGCCAUGAAGUCGAAUCCUCGUUCCGCCGACGUAUUUGUGCUUAAUCACGGUAUUACCAUCUGGUUUGGAGACAUGGGGGUAGAAAUCAACUAUACCGCCAUGGGAUUCAGUGGAUUGACUGAACUGGGAGUUUUGGUGAUACAGGCAGAGCUGGUAUCAUCACCAAACGGGGCUCUGGAGCCCGUAAUGUGGAACUUAAGUGGUAAUGACGUUGAGAGGUUAUACCACGCUAUCGUUCGCUGCUGCCAGCUAGUGGCUACGGAAACCACCGACGACGACCAAGAACUGCUGGGCAGUGGUCCCGGGUGGGCAGUCGAAGGCGACUGGCUGUUUUCCAGUGGCGUGGCCGACGAUUUGGACGCUACCACUACAAUGAACGAUGGCGACGAUGCCGCCAUGAGUGUCGAUGUUGGCUACGCUCUGACUGUUGGGACGAAGCGUCUGAUGCGGGAGGAGUUGUCUACUAAGCGAUCCAAGACCCAGUGA
Diutina rugosa is the source of this 678-nucleotide messenger RNA. RefSeq lists its product as uncharacterized. Lineage: Eukaryota; Fungi; Ascomycota; Pichiomycetes; Serinales; Debaryomycetaceae. The transcript has a single exon. The record is from RefSeq and is a predicted model, not a curated record. Bases 1 to 678 code for a protein of 225 amino acids.